AAUAACAACGAGUCCACAAGACCCUCUACAAGAUGUUGGACUUCUUCGCCGUCAUUACCAAGGGCGGCCUGGUGCUGUGGUACUUUCAGGAUGUGGCACAGCAGCUCAAAACCUCCAUAGAUGCCAUAAAUGCCCUCAUCAGGAAUGUGGUGCUACAGAAGGCCCAGCCACUCCUGCCGCAUAGAUCCACAUACAUAGGCCGAGCUCUGUCUGACGGAGGUGAUGAUGGAGUUCCCAGAUUGUUCCGCUCUACUCAUACUGUAUGCGGCGUGGCGACGCAGCACAGCCAGACAGUUUAUCCCAUGCCCGGUGAAGGCUAGGGAUGAGCUAGUCCAUCUAGGAAGCCCCAGAAGCCGAUUGAGGAUGUCGUUAUGACAGACCCUAAGACGGUAUAUGGAGGCAUCCCUAUACAGCGACCACAACGAGUUGCAGUAGAGAGAGUAGCAGUGGCUCCUGAACUCCAACUUCACCUCUGUGCUGCAGAAAGAGAAUUUCCUCAGCAGCGUGUUGCCGAUGACAGAGCGGGGAGGGAUGGAUAUAUACACGCAUGGGAAUCUUGCCUUAAAGCAGCAGUUAGACAAUGAGUUUGACUUGCUGUUUGUGGCGGUGUACCAGAAUAUACUCCAGCUGUCGUAUGUUGACAAGUUCCUCUCUGAUGUCCAGCGCGAGUUUAGGGAGAGGUACCGAGAUGAGCUGAAGGAGGGACUCUACUACCAAGUUAUUGCUAGUGGAGACUUCAAGGAUGACUACCAUCGCAUCCUACAUAUGGCGGAGGCGGAGACGAAGAUGGUGAAGGCAGAGAUGAAGAAGCCGCGCAGCUUCCAUGAGUCAGUCAAGUCCACCAAGACUGUGAGCUCAAUGAUCAUGCGUGGAGGCAGUGACCAGCAGCAGCGGCAGCAGCAAGCAGCAGCAGCUGCUAAAAGGGCAGCAAAGAAGGAAGACAAAGCUAAGAGAAAGGACAUUGAAUGUAAUAACAACAGGAAAGAAACACGGGUAGAAGAAUUAGAAGUAGAAGAAGAGGAGGAGGAGGAGGAGGAAGAGGAGGAGGAGGAGGAGGAAGCAGGCAACAAUGUGAUGGUUAAUGGAGGUGGAGUGGAGGAGCUUGGCACUGCCACAGAGGCAAAAACGCAGGAUGAGCUUGAUGCAGAGACAAUGAGGAAAAACCGUGAGAAGUUGUUUGGCAAGCGAGGCACUCCCAAGGCUAACAAGAUGGACAAGGCCAAGAGCCCCAAAGCCAAGGGCAAAAAGGGUAAGGAGGCAACAGUAUGGGAUCUCUGUGGCCAGGACUCUAAGAGCCUGGACUAUUCUUCCAAGAGUGGGAAUGGCAGUAACCCCACACAGUCUUCCCUGCGUCCUGACUUCCUCCCUGACCAGUCCCAGAUUGGGACACUGUCGGGCAACCUUCGUGGAAUGGACAUCCCCAGCGAGAAGGAGACUCGGGACAAGAAAUCUCAAGGUGGCGUUUUCUCCAUGUUCCGAGGGUUGGUGGGAGGCAAGACUCUGAGUGAGGCUGACCUUGAGCCUGUCUUGGAGAAGCUGAAGGAUCACUUGAUUGGAAAGAAUGUGGCAGCAGAGAUUGCUGGGAAGCUGUGCCAGUCAGUUGGCAAGAAGCUGGAGGGAAAGGUACUGGGCACCUUUGAGGGCGUCACCACCACCGUGCGCAACACUCUCACAGAGUCCCUGGUGCAGCUCCUCACCCCCAAGAGGCGCCUGGACAUUCUCCGAGAUGUAGUGGAGGCCAAGAAGACUGGCCACCCCUUCACCAUGGCCUUCUGUGGGGUGAAUGGUGUUGGCAAGUCAACCAACCUGGCCAAGAUCACAUUCUGGCUGGUGGAGAACAACUUCCGAGUGCUCAUUGCGGCCUGUGACACCUUCAGAGCAGGUGCUGUGGAGCAGCUGCGCACCCAUAUGCACCACCUCAACGCCCUGCACCCCCCUGAGAGGCACAACGGCCAAGUCAUGGUGCAGCUCUUCGAACAGGGCUAUGGGAAGGAUGCUGCAGAGAUCGCACGCCAUGCUAUUGAGUUCUCCCGCAAGAAUGGAUAUGACGUUGUACUGAUUGAUACUGCCGGACGUAUGCAAGACAAUGAACCACUCAUGAGGGCCCUGGCCAAGCUGAUUUUGGUGAAUGAGCCGGACCUGACCUUGUUUGUGGGCGAGGCUCUGGUGGGGAAUGAGGCAGUGGACCAGCUGGUAAAGUUUAACCGUGCUUUGGCCAACCAUUCCACCAGCAACAACCCCCAGAUAAUAGAUGGCAUCCUCCUGACCAAGUUUGACACCAUUGAUGAUAAGGUCGGUGCUGCCAUCUCCAUGACAUACAUCACAGGUCAGCCCAUUGUAUUUGUUGGGACCGGCCAGACCUACACUGACCUGCGCCAGCUGGAUGCCAAGGCUGUGGUCCAUGCCCUCAUGAAAUAGGAUAACCUUUGGCUGUGACACAAGUGUUCAAUAUUUAUGAUGUCUUUUCCCACUCAGGUUUUCUGAGAACUACACCAUUUUUCAAGGUCAAAAGUAUCAGUAUUUAUACAUACUUAUAUGUAUUACUGUCAUGAACAAUAGUUAAAUGUUUCCUCCACAUAUCCUCUGACAAAGCUUUCCUGUUGUCAUAUUAUAUAAUAUUGCCAGUGUUUAUAAAAUGUAGCUAUAUAGGGAAAUGAUAGAGGUGGGGGGGGAAAUAAACCCCUAUGAAGUGGCAGGACAGUGUCUAAAUAAAGACACAGACAACCCUGAAGAUGGGAUCUAUAAAUGGGAAUAGUGAAGGCAUCUGCCCAAGCCUUCCCAGGAGGUAGGAUCACAGUAGGUGUAGUUGGUAAGAGACAUUUCACUGGCACUUCAGUAAACUUUAAUGUCUGUUCACUAAUACUGCAUCACUAUAUUCAGUGGCAGGAAUACUUAAGUGAAGUUCUCGGUAAAUGUUUGUGGGAAAUGUCUAUGUAAAUGAUCUUCUCAAGUGUAUCUCAAACUACCAUUUGUUGGUUUGUUGCCCAUUUUUAAGUCCAUGAUAUGGUAUGUUACUCAAGGAAAGUGUAUAAUGAACUGCAAUAUGUUUGUGCUCAGUUGCACUCCUUUGGUAAAUGAAUGACAAUGAUAUUAAGUAAUGAUUUGAUGCAUUGGUCUUGGACUUCCUAUUAUCAUAAUAUGCAUCAUUCAUUUCUUUAAUAAAGAUAAUAUAUAAUAA
Eriocheir sinensis (Chinese mitten crab) is the source of this 3178-nucleotide messenger RNA. RefSeq names its product signal recognition particle receptor subunit alpha-like (gene SrpRalpha). Gene Ontology annotation, cellular component: endoplasmic reticulum membrane; signal recognition particle receptor complex. The record is from RefSeq and is a predicted model, not a curated record. Gene Ontology annotation, molecular function: ATP hydrolysis activity; GTP binding; GTPase activity. Bases 514 to 2418 code for a protein of 634 amino acids. The transcript has 16 exons. NCBI's taxonomy places the organism in Eukaryota, Metazoa, Arthropoda, Malacostraca, Decapoda, Varunidae. Gene Ontology annotation, biological process: SRP-dependent cotranslational protein targeting to membrane.